Quercus lobata is the source of this 1051-nucleotide messenger RNA. Its product is annotated as receptor-like protein kinase FERONIA. Lineage: Eukaryota; Viridiplantae; Streptophyta; Magnoliopsida; Fagales; Fagaceae. The transcript has a single exon. The record is from RefSeq and is a predicted model, not a curated record. Gene Ontology annotation, biological process: protein phosphorylation. The coding region runs from base 71 to 1051 and encodes 326 amino acids. Gene Ontology annotation, molecular function: transmembrane receptor protein tyrosine kinase activity.
AUCAAUACUACCUUCGCUCUAAUUUUCCAUCAAUUUGUUACAGUCAAUAAACUCUUGCUCGGUUGCUCCCAUGAAGAACCACUCGCUGCUGACACCUAUAUUCUUCAUCUUCUGCCCAGGUUUCAUUUUUUGUCAUUUCACAGUCGCUACUUCGACACCCCCUUACAAAGCUGUUGAUCAUAUAGCUCUCAACUGUGGCACUUCUGGAAACUCAAAUCCUCCCGAUGGGCGUAACUGGACCGGAGAGAUAGGUUCCAAGUACGGUCCCACAGAACAAAACAACAAAUCUAUUUUCUCUGACGCCCAAAGCCACAGCUCCGUUGGGACUGUCCCCUACACGACAGCCCGUCUAUCACAUUUCCAGUUCACAUACGCGUUUCCGGUCGCUGCUGGACCCAAAUUUGUUCGGUUGUACUUUCACUCGGCUUCUUACUCAGGUUAUGAAAAGUCUAAGGACUUUUUCACUGUCAAAGCAGGUUCGUUCACCUUACUUGGAAACUUUAGUACUUCUGAUUCAACGGAAAGCAAGAGUUUUUUCAAGGAGUUCUGCAUCAAUGUUGAAGAGAAUCAGAUAUUGAAGUUAACGUUCAUCCCCUUUUCUAGUGAUUACUAUGCUUUCAUUAAUGGAAUUGAGAUAGUCUCCAUGCCCAUAGACCUGUAUUAUAGCCAAAAAGGUUUCAUCAAAUAUGAAUGGGUCCCCGAAUACGUCGCCCAAGCUCCUCGAUUCUACAUAAACUACAGCAUGGCACUAGAGAUGGUUUAUCGAUUAAACGUGGGCGGGAGCUUGAUACAACCAAAGGAAGACACUGGCAUGUUUAGAGAAUGGUCUGAGGCCAUAAAAAAAUAUUUGUGGAGUGGCGGUACAAUCCCUCGUGAUCCAUCUUUGAAUCCCAAAUACUCAAAAAUACCAAACUACACUGCACCUGAUCCUAUCUAUCAGUCUGCAAUAACAAUGGGUCCGAAUAUGACCAAGAACAUGCAGUCUAAUUUGACAUGGGGAUUACGUGUUGAUACGGGUUUCAAAUAUCUGGUGAGGCUCCAUUUCUGCUAA